Messenger RNA from Seminavis robusta, 2947 nucleotides. The record is from the annotation of a GenBank genome assembly. NCBI's taxonomy places the organism in Eukaryota, Bacillariophyta, Bacillariophyceae, Naviculales, Naviculaceae.
UUUCAAAGUCGUUAAGUACAUUGUUCCCCUCAUUUUUUGUUUUUUAAACUGGGCCCUCACAAUUUCACCGGAUCGAGUCAACGAGUUCAUUCAUUUCUCAUCAGUGUAUUGUUGUAGUGUUGUGGCUGUUAUUACGGUUGUCAUGCUGUUUCAAUUGGAUACCUUUGGUGGAAACCCCCGUCAACAUGAUCUGCUGGGUUUUUCACGUCAUCUAGGCGAUGACAGAAAGACUUCCUGUUCCAAGAGGAGCGCUACUGAAGGUCAAUUCGACGAUGCCGGUGACGACGAUCAAGAUGCCAUGGUAAAAGGUCUCGAAACUGCGACUUCCUACGAAGAAGCCGCAGCCAUCGUCAGCAGUGGUACUAAUAAGAGUCGAUUGGCUAAAAAGAGUGUUCCUUUGGCCGUGCAUCCGCUGCAGUGGCUUGCCCAAGCUGCUUGCGAGCAAACUGAGAUCGAUAAAGACGCUGGAGGCACAAUGGAAGUGACCAAAUCCAAGCUGCCUGGAUGUCGCACUCCCAAGCGAGUAUCCUUAUCGCCUGGGCAUUGUCGAGAGGAGAUCAACGCUGUCAAUCUACAACAACCUCCGUUUUUGCCAACAUUCACCAACGAAGCUCCCACGCAACUUCCUUCGUCUAAUUCUUCCACUGUGGUGCAGGUUUCUCGAGAAUCUUCUCCAAAUUCGUGUUUUAGCCAAGAGGAUAACCAGUCACCCACGCCUUGCAAGAGCUUUGAGGAGCAUUACCAGGAGCUGACUAGGUUCUUUCAGCGCUAUGGUCAUGUGCGGAUACAGGAAACCAGUCAGGAGGGAGCACACCGGGGACUAGAACUAUGGCUGUCGGAUCUCCGGGGCCAAUUCCGCCAAGGGCAACUGCCACAAGCUCAGGCAAAGCGUUUGAGAGAGCUGGAUUGCAUGGGAUUUGAUGAAACCGAAAAACCAUCACAAGUGAUAUCCGCGCAGGUCCCCAAGCAUCAUAAGUCUCAGCAACUUGGUGAGGGCGAUGUCAAGGUUGGGGGAUCUGCUACAAAUAAUGACAAAAGUCAUCCCAACGUCAACAAAGAAGGUUCUGAUCAAAAGCGCAAAUCUAGGGAUAUCACAACUACUAAAGUUUCGGCGUCAACAAAGCACCCUGGCCGAAAAAGCUCGACAGGGGAGACUACCCCCAUCAUUCACCUUCACCAUGGGCAUGCUCCCGUUCCAUAUCAUCCUAUGGGAAGCAGCAGGAGCUCAUUCUCUUCAAGUCUUGGACCGCCUUUUCAUCCCAUGGCUAUGCCUCCUAUGCACCGACCGUUUCCGGUGGUAUCUCGUUCCACCAGCGACGAUUCUUUGUGGAACUAUAGAUUACACCAACUCGGGGCCUUCAAGAGUCAAUUUGGGCACUGUAACGUGUCAACAACAUCCGUAGCCACAAACAAAAAGGAACACCAAGAACUUGCGCUCUGGUUGGCUACACAGCGUCACAACCACAAGAAAGGCCUCUUACCAUCAGAUCGAGCAAGCGUACUUCACUCCUAUUUUGGUUGUCCUGGGUUUGAACCCUCUGCUGCUCCCGUCAAGACUGCACCCUCGACGGCACCUCAUUCUAGACAGGAAGAAGUACGCUUUGCAGACCACUUUGGCGGCAACCCACAGCAGUUUCGCAACCCUGCUCCACCGGUCUUUGCCCACCCCGGACCCUAUCAUCAUCGUCGCAUGGCCCCUCCACCAAAGAAGAAAAUGAUGCACUCCGCAGAGGCAAUCCACUCUCAGGUAUUUCAGCAGCAGCAAGGAGAUACAAAGAUGGCCGAACAGGACGGAAACAGACCACCGAGGGCCUCGAGAAAGCGAGGUCAGUACAUUGGGUGGCACGACCGACUAGAGCAGCUGAUGGAAUUCAAGCGCAAGAAUGGACACUGUGAAGUUCGAAUCAUGAUGCACGACGAUUGCAAGGAACUUGGACGGUGGCUGGCAUCUCAGCGACAUCAGUUCCGAAAGGGGAAGCUGCCUCAUGACAAGAUCGAUAUUCUUCAGCGAAUGGGAGUGAACUUGUCUUUCAAGAAACCUGCACCCUCAUAGAGGCUUGGAUUCGAUUGCUUUUGUGGAGUCAUGACAAAGAUAGAUGAGGUGGGACAUUCUUGGCGGUGCUGAUUGGAACAACAGCUUCUCAGAUGCAAGAAAUACAGGACAGGAACAAGGGCAUGCCACAAUACUAGUAGCAUGCACAAACAAUAUAAUGGAGAUAUUUUUGCUAUUUUGUUUCUAAUAAUUGUCUGUGUACACUCUCUAACGUGCAUUCUAAACCGAAACUACUCGGCCCUUUUUGUUGGUUCCUUCAAGCUUAAUCAAACUUCAACAGAUCUUCACCAGGUGCAAGUUGCACGUCUUUAGUUCGCUUGGCUUUGGAUUGUGGUGAUGUUUGCGAGUCUCCGUCGUUGUCGCCGCCGGAUAAGAGAUCCAUGCCUCGGUAGUAGCCAUCAUGGAAGCCAGACUCGUCACUGCUGUUUCCAUCAUUGUGACUGGAAAUGGACUGCACCGGAAACCUCGACGAAUCUAAAUGCUUGUUCCAGUACUUCAAAUACUCAUUAUCAGCCUCGUAGAACUUUGAUUCGAUAAUAGUCUGGCCCAAUCCAAGCAGUCCUUCCGAGGCGUCUUCUGGGUGUAACUCUGCAAUCCAGUCUUCGUAGCAUGGAUGUGAGUGCUUUUGGAUGAAUCUCUCAAAGUGCUGAUCAAUUUGUUGGUUGGUCAUGGUCAAAAAAUUUCUGAUACGAAAGUAGGUUGAGUAUUGGGAUAGUUCAGUGGAUGGAGUGGGAGGUGAAAGAACUCUUGAAUUGUGUGCAGAUGAUGAUGAUGAUUGAUGAUGAUCUAUCUUCGGUUUUGUGAGCUUUGACUUGGUUCUGAAAGUGGAGUGUUUUGUGAGGGAGCCUUGACUUGGUUGUCAAAAUUUGAGAUCCCGGCAUGGUUCCCGUAUUC